AUGUCUACAAAUGAUUUACAAAAAUAUAUUGGGACACGUGGACCAAAUCGUGAUAGAACUCACAAAAUAAGACCUCUUAUAGAAACAUUAAAAAACAGUUUUAGACGUGUUCCAAUAGAAGAACAUUUAGCUGUUGACGAGCAAAUGUGUAGCACCAAAGCUAGAAGCUCGGUAAAAGUUUAUAUGCCUAACAAGCCACAUAAGUGGGGCUAUAAAUUGUUCGUUCUUAGUGGUGCCUCCGGUUUCGCUUAUAAUUUUGAACUUUUUACGGGCCAAGAAAACAAUUCGGAGCUACGAAAUAAAAAUGAACCAGAUUUAGGUUCCAGCGUUAAUGUAGUAGUUCGUCUAGGAAGAGUUAUACCAAAACAUCAAAAUUAUAAAUUAUUUUUUGAUAACUAUUACACAACCUUACCACUAUUAGUUUAUUUGAAAAAAGAAAAUAUACUCUCCCUAGGUACUGUUCGAAGAAAUAGGCUUAAGAAUGUAGUGUUGCUUGAUGAUUCAACUAUGCUAAAAAAACCCAGAGGAACAUAUGAUCAUUGUGUCACUAAUAUUAGAAAUACAGAUAUAGUCGCGAUUACAUGGAAAGACACGAAAAAU
Acyrthosiphon pisum (pea aphid) is the source of this 600-nucleotide messenger RNA. Its product is annotated as piggyBac transposable element-derived protein 1-like. Lineage: Eukaryota; Metazoa; Arthropoda; Insecta; Hemiptera; Aphididae. The record is from RefSeq and is a predicted model, not a curated record. The transcript has 2 exons. The annotation marks the transcript as partial.